AUCAUCGUCCUCUACGUGGUUCAGUCAACAUUAAAACGCGCUGUAGAUAUGUACCGAAAAAUCGUAAUCUUGAUAACGUCGCCGUUAUCUCGAUAAGCUCCCUCGACUAUGUCACACAUAGUUUAGUUUCGGUGCAAAUAAAGUGUGGAAAUGUUCAAAAAAAAUCGCCCGAAGCCGACGUUGGCGCACACCGACUCGGUGGAGAACAAUAACGUGGUGAAGAGCAAAGUGCCCCCGUCGCCAGUGUCGCCCAUCAGCAAGGCCUCCUUGCAGUUCCAUUGCCAGCUCGCCCACGGCAGUCCCACGGUCUUCGUCUCCGGAUUCUCAAACGUCAAAGAACUCUACCAGAAAAUCGCCGAAUGCUUCGACUUCCCACCCUCGGAGAUUUUAUUCUGUACGUUAAAUACGUACAAAGCGGACAUGAAGAAACUACUAGGGGGUCAAAUCGGUUUAGAAGACUUUAUUUUCGCACACAGAAAAGGUCGCCCCAAGGAGGUUGAACUCGUGAAAAGCGAAGACGCUCUCGGCCUCACAAUCACGGACAACGGCGCCGGUUACGCGUUCAUAAAGCGCAUCAAAGAGGGCUCCGUCAUCCACAACAUCCCCCACAUCCAAGUGGGCGACCACAUAGAGAAGCUCAACGGGGAGCUGAUGGUCGGCAAGCGCCACUUCGAAGUCGCCAAAAUCCUCAAAGAAAUCCCCAAAGGCGAGACGUUCACGAUCCGACUGGUCGAGCCCUUGAAGAGCGGCUUCAACAGCAUAGCCCCCAAGAGCGCCAAAGGGGGCGCCAAAAAGUCCAACUACGGCUCGGGCCGCGAGACUUUGAGGUUCAAGGCGGGAGGAAACGCCGAAAUUGAGGAGAAGGACGAUGUGAUGGACGUGGGGAUCGAGAAGAUCAACGCGAUUUUGGAGAGCUUCCUGGGGAUUAACGACGAGGACUUGGCCACCCAGAUCUGGGAGGUGGCCCAGGGGAAGAGCAACUCGAUGGAUUUUGCGGACGCUGUGGACAAUUCGGAUUUGGAGGAGUUGGGGUUCACUGACGACUUGGUGAUUGAGCUGUGGGGGGCGAUCACGGACGCCCGGGACGGGAGGAUUUGAGUGCCACUUAAUUUAAGCCGAUUAGACAAUGAAAAUUUAAUUGUAAUUUUUAAAUAAAGACACUUUGAGUAUAAA
Molecule: messenger RNA, 1173 nt
Organism: Tribolium castaneum (red flour beetle)
Lineage: Eukaryota; Metazoa; Arthropoda; Insecta; Coleoptera; Tenebrionidae
Gene: kermit
Product: kermit
Exons: 4
Coding region: 151-1098 (315 amino acids)
Molecular function (GO): protein binding
Source: RefSeq, a predicted model, not a curated record